AUGACCGCUCCCUGGCGGCGCCUCCGGAGUCUGGUUUGGGAAUACUGGGCCGGGCUCCUCGUGUGCGCCUUCUGGAUCCCGGACUCGCGCGGGAUGCCCCACGUCAUCCGGAUCGGAGGGAUCUUUGAGUAUGCGGAUGGCCCCAACGCCCAGGUCAUGAACGCGGAGGAACACGCCUUUCGAUUUUCUGCCAACAUCAUCAACAGGAACAGGACUCUGCUGCCCAACACAACCUUGACCUACGACAUCCAGAGGAUCCACUUUCACGACAGCUUUGAAGCCACCAAGAAGGCCUGUGACCAGCUGGCGCUGGGUGUCGUGGCAAUCUUCGGGCCAUCGCAGGGCUCCUGCACCAACGCCGUCCAGUCCAUCUGCAACGCCCUGGAGGUGCCCCACAUCCAGCUGCGCUGGAAGCACCACCCGCUGGACAACAAGGACACCUUCUAUGUGAACCUCUACCCCGACUACGCCUCCCUCAGCCACGCCAUCCUUGACCUGGUCCAGUAUCUGAAGUGGCGGUCGGCCACUGUGGUGUAUGAUGACAGUACAGGGCUCAUCCGGCUGCAGGAGCUCAUCAUGGCCCCGUCGAGGUAUAACAUCCGCCUGAAGAUCCGCCAGCUCCCCAUCGACUCUGACGACUCGCGGCCCCUGCUCAAGGAGAUGAAGCGAGGCCGAGAAUUCCGCAUCAUCUUCGACUGCAGCCACACCAUGGCAGCGCAAAUCCUCAAGCAGGCCAUGGCCAUGGGCAUGAUGACGGAGUACUACCACUUCAUCUUCACCACUCUGGAUCUUUAUGCAUUAGACCUGGAGCCCUACCGCUACUCAGGGGUCAACCUGACAGGCUUCCGGAUCCUCAAUGUGGACAACCCCCACGUCUCGGCCAUCGUGGAGAAGUGGUCCAUGGAGCGGCUGCAGGCGGCUCCGCGAACAGAGUCGGGCCUGUUGGAUGGAGUGAUGAUGACUGACGCGGCCUUACUCUAUGACGCCGUCCACAUUGUAUCCGUGUGCUACCAGCGGGCUCCCCAGAUGACUGUCAACUCCCUGCAGUGCCAUCGGCACAAGGCCUGGCGCUUUGGUGGCCGCUUCAUGAACUUCAUCAAGGAGGCUCAAUGGGAAGGAUUAACUGGACGGAUUGUUUUCAACAAAACCAGUGGCUUACGGACGGAUUUCGAUCUGGACAUUGUCAGCCUGAAGGAGGACGGCCUGGAGAAGGUUGGAGUGUGGAGUCCUGCUGAGGGACUCAAUAUCACAGAGGUCACCAAGGGCCGAGGCCCCAACGUCACUGACUCUCUGACAAACAGGUCACUCAUCGUCACCACAGUGCUGGAGGAGCCCUUUGUCAUGUUCCGGAAGUCCGACAGGACCCUGUAUGGGAAUGACCGCUUCGAGGGCUACUGCAUCGACCUGCUCAAGGAACUGGCCCACAUCCUGGGCUUCUCCUACGAGAUCCGGCUGGUGGAGGAUGGCAAGUACGGGGCACAGGACGACAAGGGCCAGUGGAACGGCAUGAUCAAGGAGCUCAUUGACCACAAGGCAGAUCUGGCCGUGGCCCCCCUGACCAUCACCCAUGUCCGAGAGAAGGCCAUCGACUUCUCCAAGCCCUUCAUGACGCUUGGUGUGAGCAUCCUGUAUCGCAAGCCCAACGGCACCAACCCCAGUGUCUUCUCCUUCCUCAACCCCCUGUCUCCAGACAUCUGGAUGUACGUGCUCCUCGCCUACCUGGGUGUCAGCUGUGUCCUCUUUGUCAUUGCCAGGUUCAGCCCUUAUGAAUGGUACGACGCUCACCCCUGCAACCCCGGCUCCGAGGUGGUGGAAAACAACUUCACUCUGCUCAACAGCUUCUGGUUCGGGAUGGGGUCCCUCAUGCAGCAAGGCUCUGAACUGAUGCCCAAAGCUCUGUCCACCCGAAUCAUUGGUGGCAUCUGGUGGUUCUUCACACUCAUCAUCAUCUCCUCCUACACGGCCAACCUGGCUGCCUUUCUGACCGUGGAGCGGAUGGAAUCACCCAUCGACUCUGCUGACGACCUGGCCAAGCAAACCAAAAUCGAGUAUGGGGCUGUCAAGGAUGGAGCCACAAUGACCUUCUUCAAGAAGUCCAAGAUCUCCACCUUCGAGAAGAUGUGGGCCUUCAUGAGCAGCAAACCAUCGGCGCUGGUGAAGAAUAACGAGGAGGGCAUCCAGAGGACGCUGACAGCGGACUAUGCACUGCUCAUGGAGUCCACGACCAUCGAGUAUGUCACCCAGAGGAACUGCAACCUCACCCAGAUUGGGGGCCUCAUCGACUCCAAGGGCUACGGCAUUGGCACACCCAUGGGCUCCCCAUACCGGGACAAGAUCACCAUUGCCAUCCUGCAGCUGCAGGAGGAGGACAAGCUGCACAUCAUGAAGGAGAAGUGGUGGCGGGGCAGUGGCUGUCCCGAGGAGGAGAACAAGGAGGCCAGCGCCCUGGGUAUCCAGAAGAUCGGGGGCAUCUUCAUUGUCCUGGCUGCUGGGCUGGUUCUGUCUGUGCUGGUGGCUGUGGGCGAGUUUGUGUACAAGCUCCGCAAAACCGCAGAGCGAGAGCAGCGUUCCUUCUGCAGCACCGUGGCCGAUGAGAUCCGUUUCUCCCUCACUUGCCAGCGUCGGGUCAAGCACAAGCCACAACCUCCCAUGAUGGUCAAGACUGACGCUGUCAUCAACAUGCACACGUUCAAUGAUCGCCGGCUUCCAGGCAAGGACAGCAUGACCUGCAGCACAUCACUGGCCCCUGUAUUCCCCUAGACACAGGCCCGGUGGGGACCUCAGGCCUGGGUUAGGGCGGAGGAAAGCGAAGGAGCCAGGAAGGAAUGUUCUCUGACCCUGUGCUGGGCUUGGGAACCACAGCUGCUGCCUGCCUGUUGGGCCAGGAGCCCUUGUGCCCUCCCCACCAGGAAACCAGCAGCCUGAGUCCAGCCGUUUGGGCUUCAUUCUCCUCUCAUUUCUUCUAUGGAUUUCUAAAGCUGCCAGCUGAGAAAGCCAAGGCCAAAGGAAGCACAUGCCUCUCUCAGGCCAAACUCACCCGUUCCCCAA
Molecule: messenger RNA, 3048 nt
Organism: Loxodonta africana (African savanna elephant)
Lineage: Eukaryota; Metazoa; Chordata; Mammalia; Proboscidea; Elephantidae
Gene: GRIK3
Product: glutamate ionotropic receptor kainate type subunit 3
Exons: 16
Coding region: 1-2760 (919 amino acids)
Biological process (GO): monoatomic ion transport; synaptic transmission, glutamatergic; modulation of chemical synaptic transmission
Cellular component (GO): plasma membrane; postsynaptic density membrane; kainate selective glutamate receptor complex
Molecular function (GO): transmitter-gated monoatomic ion channel activity involved in regulation of postsynaptic membrane potential; kainate selective glutamate receptor activity
Source: RefSeq, a predicted model, not a curated record